Maylandia zebra (zebra mbuna) is the source of this 1285-nucleotide messenger RNA. The record is from RefSeq and is a predicted model, not a curated record. NCBI's taxonomy places the organism in Eukaryota, Metazoa, Chordata, Actinopteri, Cichliformes, Cichlidae.
GGAAACACUUGCUGAGUGGAUCCACCGGUUUUCACUUCCUACAUGUCCACUGCUAACAGAGCUGCACAAUGAAAAUACUAACUUUAUUAGGAUUAUUUUCAGCAUGCUUUUUAGCAAACAGCAUCAACAUCGAGAAUAGCGCAGGGCAGUUCUUCAGCAGUGGGCAUACGAACAAUUGGGCCGUUCUGGUGUGCACAUCCAGAUUCUGGUUCAACUACCGACAUGUGGCAAAUACUCUAUCUGUGUACAGAAGUGUGAAGAGGCUGGGCAUCCCUGACAGCCACAUAGUUCUGAUGCUGGCUGAUGACAUGGCUUGUAACCACAGAAAUCCCAAACCUGCUACAGUGUUCAGUCACAAAAACAUGGAGCUGAAUGUGUAUGGUGACGAUGUGGAAGUGGACUAUCGAGGUUAUGAGGUAACUGUGGAGAACUUCCUGCGAGUUUUGACUGGGCGCCUGCCUCCCAGCACACCACGCUCUAAACGCCUCCUUUCUGAUGAUCGAAGCAACAUCCUCAUAUACCUGACAGGCCACGGUGGGAAUGGCUUUCUGAAGUUCCAGGACUCUGAGGAGAUUAGUAAUGUGGAACUGGCAGAUGCUUUUGAGCAGAUGUGGCAGAAAAGAAGGUACAACGAGCUGCUCUUCAUCAUUGACACCUGUCAAGGCGCCUCCAUGUAUGAAAGAUUUUACUCUCCAAACAUCAUGGCUUUGGCCAGCAGUCAAGUUGGAGAAGACUCCCUGUCGCACCAGCCAGAUUUGGCCAUAGGAGUCCAUUUGAUGGAUCGUUACACGUUCUACAUGCUGGAGUUCCUUGAAGACAUCCAUCCUGCAAGCAAAACCAACAUGAAUGAUCUGUUCAAAGUGUGUCCAAAGAGUCAGUGUGUGUCCACUCCAGGCCAUCGUACUGACCUGUUCCUGAGAGAUCCUGGAAGUGUUCUCAUCACAGAUUUCUUUGGUAGUGUCCGCAAAGUUGAGCUCACCAUGGAUGCCAUCAACUUGACUGACCCCAUCAAGCAGAUGGAGGAGGAUCCUGUAAAUGGAGAGGAGCAAAAAGAGGUGUACUCGUACGCGGACCAGCUGCCAGUGUCUGAGAUCAUCCAUCAGAUGUCUUUGUGCCGUUUCCAUGGUGACAUCUCUAAGUGUGAAAUGCAACUGCCUCCCGGUCUCGGUGCGGAGGGGCCACCAUGAAAUCCAGCAGAAAGGAUAGGCAGGAUUGUGGAAAAGAAUUGUGCAUUCACCUCAUUCCCAAAUGAAUUGUGACUUUCACUCGGGUCGACCUUCACAAA